AUGGAGCUUGAAGUUGCUGCGAGUGUGGCUCUGGCAGUAUUGAUAGUUGCAUAUGGGUUCAUUUUUGGGGUUCUCAAGAGGGUGAAUGAGUGGAUAUACGUGAGCAGGUUGGGAGAGAAGAGAGCCUCUCUUCCACCUGGUGACAUGGGUUGGCCUUUGGUGGGCAAGAUGUGGUCCUUCCUGAGAGCCUUCAGAUCUGAUGACCCUGACUCUUUCCUCUCUAACUUCAUCUCAAGGUUUGGAGCCACAGGUAUCUACAAAACCUACAUGUUUGGCAGUCCAAGCAUAAUCGUGUGCAAACCCGAGACAUGUAGGCGAGUAUUGACAGAUGACCAAAACUUCAAGCUCGGUUACCCUAAAGCGGUUAAGGUAUUAACUGGCCGGAGAUCAUUCCACAGCAUCUCCAACGCUGAGCACAAACGGCUCCGGCGGCUCACAGCUGCUCCCAUCACUGGCAGUGAGGCCCUGUCGAUGUACGUCCCCGGGAUUGAGGAGAACAUAGUGGCUUCCUUGGAAGAGUGGUCGAGUUCGGACCAGCCGGUUGAGUUCUUGACCGGGAUGAAGAAAGUCACGUUCGAGAUCAUUACGAACAUCUUCUUUGGCUUGGAUCAGGUUGAUUUCAACUUCAAGACCAUGGAGAUCUUGUACGGUGACUUGGCUCGUGGAAUGAAGUCCGCACCUAUCAACUUCCCCGGAUUCACUUUCCACAGAGGCGUCAAGGCGAGGAGAGAGCUGGUUAAGAUCCUCCAAGCUAUUGUGGAUGAGAGGAAGGCUUUGAAGGGAAGGAAUGGGUCGAUCACGAGGAAGAACAUGUUGGAUAUGCUAAUGGAGGUUGAAGAUGAGGAUAAGAGGAAACUGGAGGAGGAGGACAUAAUUGACAUAUUGCUCAUGUACUUGCUUGCUGGCCAUGAAACCUCAGCUCAUGGCACUAUGUGGGCUGCUCUUUACCUCCAUGAACAUCCUGAUAUCCUCCAAAAAGCAAAGGAAGAGCAAGAGGAGAUCAUCAGGAGGAGACCAGCUACACAGAGUGGAUUGACCCUCAAGGAAAUUAGGCAAUCACAGUAUCUUACAAGGGUGGUUGAUGAAACAUUGCGUAGAAUCAGUCUCUCAUUUGCAGUUUUUUGA
Messenger RNA from Eucalyptus grandis, 1125 nucleotides. Its product is annotated as ent-kaurenoic acid oxidase 2-like. The transcript is spliced from 5 exons. Gene Ontology annotation, molecular function: ent-kaurenoic acid monooxygenase activity; iron ion binding; heme binding. The record is from RefSeq and is a predicted model, not a curated record. NCBI's taxonomy places the organism in Eukaryota, Viridiplantae, Streptophyta, Magnoliopsida, Myrtales, Myrtaceae. Gene Ontology annotation, biological process: sterol metabolic process; multicellular organism development; brassinosteroid homeostasis. Gene Ontology annotation, cellular component: endoplasmic reticulum. The coding region runs from base 1 to 1125 and encodes 374 amino acids.